Anoplophora glabripennis (Asian longhorned beetle) is the source of this 2635-nucleotide messenger RNA. Its product is annotated as peroxisomal acyl-coenzyme A oxidase 3. Bases 277 to 2343 code for a protein of 688 amino acids. Gene Ontology annotation, molecular function: pristanoyl-CoA oxidase activity; fatty acid binding; FAD binding. Gene Ontology annotation, cellular component: peroxisome. Gene Ontology annotation, biological process: fatty acid beta-oxidation using acyl-CoA oxidase; lipid homeostasis. The transcript is spliced from 11 exons. NCBI's taxonomy places the organism in Eukaryota, Metazoa, Arthropoda, Insecta, Coleoptera, Cerambycidae. The record is from RefSeq and is a predicted model, not a curated record.
UAUUUUUUAAUGAGUUUAGUUAUAAGAGUAAAUAAAAAAUAAAUAUUUAUUUACUCUUAUGAGUUUAGUAGAUGUAGAUAUAUCUGGGAGGUAUACUAAGUCAUUGUACUCUAAACUUAAUGGAAAUCAGGUUAAAGUCCAAAAGGCUAAAGUGUUUUUAUAUACAUGAUACCGCAUUUAUCAAUUUCAAUCACAGUCUACAUAUGUCAAACUGCAAAGUGCAAAACGAAAUUUUAAAUGAUUAUUAAGAUAAAUAAGGAAGAGAAGUGAAAUAAAAUGUUAAAAAUUUUGAAAGAGUUUCCACCGGGCCCAUUACAUGUAUAUAGGAAGAAGGCUUCAUUUGAUUGGAGAAAGUUGAAAAUAUUUAUUGACUCUGAAGAUAUUGUUGCAUAUGAGCACGAUCUCUGCAAAGAAUUGCAAAAAUAUCCAGAAUAUAUUAUUGACGAUUCAUCUAUAAAAAAUCUUCAAGAAAGAAGACAUGUGGCAGCUAAACAAACAUUCGCACAUAAAUCAAUUCAACUGUUAUCAUUGGAAAGCCUAAUUCAAAAUCUUAAACGGCCAACAGCUUCUACAAGAAUUAUGAUGCAAUUUUUUCCAGAUUCGACAAUAAAAUAUAGUGUUUCAGAUCGUUUAUUUGUUACUGCCAUUUUAAACAUGGGCACCAAUCGGCAUUUACAUUUUGUUAGUGAUACAGAAGAUGGGAAGAUCUUUGGUUGUUAUUGUCUGACAGAGAUAGGACACGGAAGCAACGCCAGAGGGAUGAGAACUGUGGCAAUGUACGAUAAAAGGACGGGAGAAUUUAUUUUAAAUUCACCUGAUUUCGAGGCAGCAAAAUGCUGGGCUGGAGGUUUGGGCCAGGGUGCUACCCAUGCUAUUGUUUACGCUAAACUUUUGUUAAACGACACCGAUCACGGUCUUCAUGCGUUCGUUGUUCCAAUACGGGAUCCCGAAACACACUCGCCUCACCCUGGACUGACGGUGGGAGAUAUGGGGGAGAAAAUUGGAUUAAACGGUGUCGAUAAUGGUUUUGUUGAAUUUAAUAACUACAGAAUACCUCGUGAAAACUUGUUAAACAAACACGGAGAUGUAACAGAAGAUGGCCGGUAUGUGACUACUAUUAAGGAUCCAAAUAAACGAUACGGUGCAGCACUGGGAUCCUUAUCUGGCGGCAGGGUCAAUAUUAGUUGUAUAUGUGAGGCGAUGGGUACAAAAGCUUUAACUGUAGCUAUAAGAUAUGCGGCCGUUCGCAAACAAUUUGGGCCGGAUGGUGAAGAAGAAAUCCCUCUUCUGGAGUACCAGACACACCAAUACCGCUUGUUACCUUAUUUAGCUGCUGCGUAUGUUUUAAGAAUAUUUAAUACGUAUUUAAGUGAAGUUUUUUACCAAUUUUCUAUCGACACUUUGACUGGAACUAAUGUAGACUCACUACAUGACACUGGGGUGGAAAUACAUGCCAUUUCUUCGGCCAGUAAACCGCUCGCUGGAUGGAUAAUGAAAGAGGCCAUUCAGGAAUGUAGAGAGGCUUGCGGGGGACAUGGAUAUCUUAAAGUGUCUAAUAUUGGAGAUAUAAGAAACAAUCACGAUGCCAAUUUGACGUACGAAGGCGAAAACUAUGUCCUGAUUCAACAAACAAGUAACUGGCUCCUAAAAUUGUGGCCUUUAGUAUUAGAAGGCAGGAAAAUAUCAACUCCAUUACAUUCCGCAGAUUUCCUUAGUACUGGGUUGGACAUAUUAAAGAGCAGAUUUUCUGGUACUAAAACAGAAGAUAUAUGUCGUCUGGAAACUGUCCUUUCGAUCUAUCAGUGGUUAGUCUGUUAUUUAUUGAAAAUUACUUUUGACAAGGUUGAAAAAGAUUUAAAAUCGGGGAAAAGUAUUUUCUGGGCCAAGAACGAUUGCCAAAUAUAUCGUGCCAAGAAUUUGGCUACCGCCUUUAUACAACAUUUCUUCUUAAGACAGAUGAUGGAAAAAAUUAAGGAGGCCGAGGACGGUGCCGUGAGUAAAGUUCUUAAUAAUGUAUGCUUGUUAUACGGAUUGUGGUCAUUGGAGAAGCAUAUACCGACAUUAUAUCAAGGAGCAUAUUUUCAUGGGUCCGAGGUUGCAUCUUUAAUUCAAGAUUCAGUUUUAAAGUUAUGUAACGAUUUAAAAAACGAAGCUGUCUCUUUAAUUGAUGCGGUGGCGCCUCCAGACUUUAUUCUUAAUUCGGUUCUAGGGGCCUCCGAUGGAAUGGUAUAUAAACAUUUACAAUCUGCAAUGCUGCGCUCAUCAUCCGAGAUGAAGACACCGCCCUGGUGGCAAGAGGAAGUUGAAAAGUGGAGGAAUGAUAAAACAAAAAAUAAAUUAUAAUUAUGGUAGGUUUAAUGUCACGGCAAGGUCUGGUUUAAUACUAGCAUGUCUUGUCGCAUAAAUCUUUAUGGAUGGUGUUGGUGACAUUUGGGUGUCGUUUUGGUGAUUUUCACUUGUUAACUCUUUUAACUGCAUCUUCACUUUAUAGCGAUAACGAGGAGGCAUAAUCGGAAUCUACAAUACACAAAAUUAAUUAAUAAGUGGUUAUAAUUUAGCAAAUAAGAUUUAAAUGUAUUCUCGUUUCUCUUGGGUUGUUAAGGAAAAUGGAAUAAAAGGACCUGUUGAAAAUAAA